AAUCCCAUUUCCGUCUGGAGCGAGCUUCCCCUGCUUUAUCUCAAUCUCAGUCCACUGAGCUGAGUUCGUCAUCCAUUUGCAACUCAUUCUCAUCUGCUCAGUCCGCGAGUUUUUGGACCUGCUGGUCUUCUUCAAUGGCGACCGCUGGUACUCUCCUCUUCGCCCCUCCGCUUCCCUCCCUCGCAGCCCGGCGCGAGCUCCCCGUCGCUCCUCCCUCUCACUCUCGCAUCCCCAGCACUCGCCGUCCGACCGUUGGUUCCCGCCAAAGACGCGAGCUUUCGGCGCAUCCUGGCGUCAGCUCCAUGGGUUCGAUGGCGAGGGCGGAAUCAUCGGCGAAUAGCAGAGAGCCCAUGACUCCUCCUUACAAUGUCCUCAUCACUGGUUCCACCAAAGGGAUAGGUUAUGCGCUGGCCAAGGAGUUCCUCAAAGCAGGAGACAACGUCCUAAUCUGUUCGAGAUCAGUGGAGAGAGUGGAAUCUGCUGUUCAGGACCUUAGAAAAGAAUUCGGGGAGCAGCAUGUGUUUGGUACAAAAUGUGAUGUCCGUGAAGGUCAGGAGGUGAAGAGUUUGGUAGGGUAUGCACAAGAGAAACUGAAAUACAUCGACAUAUGGAUCAACAAUGCUGGAUCAAAUGCGUAUAGCUACAAAGCACUAGCAGAAUCUUCAGAUGAAGAUCUUUUAGAAGUAGUUACAACAAAUUCUCUUGGGUUGAUGCUUUGCUGUCGUGAGGCAAUUAAGAUGAUGCUGAGCCAGCCUAGAGGGGGUCAUAUUUUCAACAUGGAUGGAGCUGGUGCAGAUGGAAGACCAACUCCCAGGUUUGCUGCAUAUGGGGCCACUAAGCGCAGUGUGGUGCAUUUAACAAAAUCAUUACAGGCAGAGCUGCAGAUGCAAGAUGUGAAAAAUGUUUUAGUCCAUAAUUUGUCGCCAGGAAUGGUCACAACUGACCUUCUCAUGUGUGGCGCCACCACAAACCAGGCGAAAUUCUUUAUCAAUGUCCUGGCAGAACCAGCUGAAGUGGUUGCCAAGUAUCUUGUUCCAAGUAUCAGAUCAGUUCCGACCAACGGAACACAGAAACCCACUUACAUCCGGUUUCUUACGGGGAUCAAAGCGUACACCCAGAUAUUCUCAAGAAUUGCUUUUGGUGCUCGAAGAAAUAGAUACGUCGUCGAAGAUUGAAGAGCAUCUGAGGCAGAAUCUGCCAUUGAUCUCCUGAAGUAAAAUUCAAGAUUUGUUUGUAAAUUCAUUUUGGUUGUUGCUUGUUUCAUUCUUCAAUGGAGAUCUGUUUGCUUGAAUAGUAUAUGUAGAUUGAGCUCAUAGAAUUCCCGUUUCUCUUUUCGAGUGCUCCGGAUAGUGAAUUCUGAGUUCCAUUUGUUUGUUUUAUUUUCUGGAGCAUUAUUAGCAUGCAAAAACAUAGGUGGGCUUACUUCUUUCUUGGAAAA
Messenger RNA from Rhodamnia argentea, 1438 nucleotides. Its product is annotated as chlorophyll(ide) b reductase NOL, chloroplastic. The record is from RefSeq and is a predicted model, not a curated record. Gene Ontology annotation, molecular function: oxidoreductase activity. The transcript has 13 exons. NCBI's taxonomy places the organism in Eukaryota, Viridiplantae, Streptophyta, Magnoliopsida, Myrtales, Myrtaceae. The coding region runs from base 135 to 1175 and encodes 346 amino acids.